Messenger RNA from Suncus etruscus (white-toothed pygmy shrew), 2271 nucleotides. RefSeq names its product ATPase H+ transporting V1 subunit B2 (gene ATP6V1B2). NCBI's taxonomy places the organism in Eukaryota, Metazoa, Chordata, Mammalia, Eulipotyphla, Soricidae. Gene Ontology annotation, cellular component: proton-transporting V-type ATPase, V1 domain. The transcript has 14 exons. The record is from RefSeq and is a predicted model, not a curated record. Gene Ontology annotation, biological process: ATP metabolic process; proton transmembrane transport. The coding region runs from base 43 to 1578 and encodes 511 amino acids. Gene Ontology annotation, molecular function: proton-transporting ATPase activity, rotational mechanism; ATP binding.
GCGCGCCGCUGCCGCUGCGGGGCCAGUUGGGACGGAGACAAGAUGGCGCUGCGAGCGAUGCGAGGGAUCGUGAACGGGGCCGCACCCGAGUUACCUAUGCCUACCAGUGGGCCAGUGGUGGGCUCUCGGGAGCAAGCGCUAGCAGUGAGCCGGAACUACUGCUCCCAGCCUCGUCUCACAUACAAGACAGUUUCUGGAGUCAAUGGUCCACUAGUGAUCUUAGAUCAAGUUAAGUUUCCCAGGUAUGCUGAGAUUGUUCACUUGACAUUACCAGAUGGCAUAAAGAGAAGUGGGCAAGUUCUUGAAGUGAGUGGUUCCAAAGCAGUUGUUCAGGUAUUCGAAGGGACUUCAGGUAUAGAUGCCAAGAAAACGUCCUGUGAAUUUACUGGAGAUAUUCUUCGAACGCCAGUAUCUGAAGAUAUGCUUGGUCGAGUAUUCAAUGGAUCAGGAAAACCCAUUGACAGAGGUCCUGCUGUACUGGCUGAAGACUUUCUUGACAUCAUGGGCCAACCAAUCAAUCCGGAGGGUCGAAUCUACCCAGAGGAGAUGAUUCAGACUGGCAUAUCAGCCAUAGAUGGAAUGAACAGCAUUGCUCGGGGACAGAAGAUACCUAUCUUCUCUGCUGCUGGCUUACCACACAAUGAGAUUGCAGCUCAAAUCUGUCGCCAAGCUGGUUUGGUAAAGAAAUCCAAAGACGUAGUGGAUUAUAGUGAGGAAAAUUUUGCAAUUGUGUUUGCUGCUAUGGGUGUAAACAUGGAAACUGCCCGGUUCUUCAAAUCUGACUUUGAAGAAAAUGGCUCAAUGGACAAUGUCUGCCUCUUUUUGAAUUUGGCCAAUGACCCAACUAUUGAGCGAAUUAUCACUCCCCGCUUGGCUCUAACCACAGCCGAAUUUCUGGCCUAUCAAUGUGAGAAACAUGUAUUGGUCAUCCUAACGGACAUGAGUUCUUAUGCUGAAGCACUUCGAGAGGUUUCAGCAGCCCGGGAAGAGGUUCCUGGUCGACGAGGUUUCCCAGGUUACAUGUAUACCGAUUUGGCCACAAUCUACGAGCGUGCUGGUCGAGUAGAAGGCAGAAAUGGUUCUAUUACCCAAAUCCCUAUUCUCACCAUGCCUAACGAUGAUAUCACACACCCCAUCCCGGAUUUGACUGGAUAUAUUACAGAGGGGCAGAUCUAUGUGGACAGACAGCUGCACAACAGACAGAUUUACCCACCUAUUAAUGUGCUCCCCUCACUAUCACGGUUAAUGAAGUCUGCUAUUGGGGAAGGUAUGACCAGAAAAGAUCAUGCUGAUGUAUCUAACCAGCUGUAUGCCUGCUAUGCAAUUGGUAAGGAUGUACAAGCCAUGAAAGCUGUAGUUGGAGAAGAAGCUCUUACCUCAGAUGAUCUUCUUUACUUGGAAUUUCUGCAGAAGUUUGAGAGGAACUUCAUUGCUCAAGGUCCAUAUGAAAAUCGUACUGUCUUCGAGACUUUGGACAUUGGCUGGCAACUUCUCCGAAUUUUCCCCAAAGAAAUGCUGAAGAGAAUCCCUCAGAGCACCCUGAGCGAAUUUUACCCUCGAGACUCGGCAAAGCAUUAGCUGCUACUUUCCUGAUUGACUGUUGUGAAAUACUGGUUCUGUUUUCUUUAUUCCUUUUACACCCCCAUCCCCAUCUUUGUGUUGGAGUUUACUGUGUUACCCUGUAAUUAAAAACAAUGAAUAGGUAACAUUGUGCUAGUGUUGCAAUGUUUUAAAUAACAGAGUUUAAAAUAUCCCUUGUUCACAAACUUGUAUUUUCAAAUUAAAAGAAAAAGAAAACCUGUUUUGCACUAUGACAUGUUAACAGAGGGUAUAAGUUCAUAAAGUUUUUGCUAGGAUACUGAAGGCAAAGUGGGAAGGAGAAAGGUCUUUGUAUAGAUAUUUUAAAUUCUGUUAGACAGCAGCCUUUGGAAAUUGCCCUAUUUGGUCUUGCUUUCCUGGCCUAUCUGCUUUUUCAGGUAGUAUUGUGACACAAGUGAUAGCAUUGAGAAGCUUUAUAUUUAAAUCAUGCUCCAUCUUGUUAUGAACCUUAAGCUGUCUUCUCUGCUCUCCUGCGGUCCAUACUGAUAUGUCUCCUUGUGUUGUUACUUGAAUGCAGUAGCCACUUCUCUACUCUGUGCAUUCCAUCUUUGAAGUUGUGUGAAAUUCUUCACUUUCUUCUCUUAGGGGUGGGGAUGGUGUCAGCAUGAUUAUAUUUUAAUGUGAAAAUGUGACAUCUGGAUAUAAAAUUAAAAUAAACAAAUUAAAUCGAAA